AUUUAACAACGUAUUAUGAUCAGCAUUGAACUACUUCCGCAUGUAGCGAGUUUUAACAAGUAAAUCUCGUCUCAUUACGAGAUAACGUUUGUGUUGGCGCCAUUUACAAUUUCAGCUGUUGUGAUUUUGUCAACGUAUUUUUUGCAAAAUGGUUAUGCGAAAUCAACUAACUGCUAUAGCCGCGAAAGAGGAUCCGCUACAGCUUGUUGCUUUUAUGAUACAAACCAAAAGUAAUUCUCAUACAGAAUGGGAGGAAGUUCUUAGUGGUUACAGUCGUAGAGAGCUGGAAGAAUUGUGGCAGAAUUUGCUUAAAAUUGCAACAAGUCUCUUGUUGGGUUUGGAAUCAAGCCAUGAUUCCUCACAGGAGGAAAUGGAAAAAGUGUUCAAAUCACUUGAUUGUUUAAUUGUGUUAGCAACUGCUACUGUUGUCUCCAACAAAUUACAAAUACCACCUUCUCUUUUGGAAAUGUCUAUUCUUUUGCAUGAUUUACUUUUAUCAUUGCCUGAUACUGCUGAUAAUUUGAAGAAUAACUUCUCAAAAUUGUUUGAAACAUUUUGGACAAAGGAAAAACCAGGUCGAGAAUAUGUUUUUGAAAACACACUUCACUAUCUAUUUCAAGUAAAUCUGAAAUCAAAAUCUACUUUGAAAACAAUGAAGAGACUUUGGCAGCUACGCAGUGCUUUUCCUUUAAUUAAGUUUGAUGAUCCUUCUUCUCAAGAUCUAAAGAAUUUAAUUUGUGAAAGUUUGGUUAGUCCAUCAUUUAUGAAAAAAGAAGAGGGUGUACGUGUACUAGGCUCUAUAUUGCCAUUGAAUCUUGAUUUUAUGAAAACCUGUCAUGAAGUCAUAAAGAAAAGUUUGGUUACAGUUCCGAAAAAUUUUAUUCCAAAAUAUGGACCAAUUUAUUUCCGUGCUUGGCAAAUGAGUAAUGAAGAAGCUAAAUUGAAAAUUGAAACUGGAAGCAUUCAAGAUAUUAUGUACAAUGCAAUUCAUGCAUCUGGUAUUCAAUUAGUGAAAGAUUUGAGAAAAAUUAUAGCCUACAUACACAGGCAGAAAAAACAGAAAGGAGUUGCUGAAAUGUUACACCGUCUCUAUGCGCCACUUUUAUGGAGGUCUUUAAAGGCAGCUAAUUCUGUGGUCCGUCUCAAUUCAUUGUUUCUCUUUAUUGAUGCAUUUCCCAUCCAGAAUCCUGCUGGUGGAAUACAAGAAAACAACGAUCUACUUCAAAAUCAGUUCAAUGCUUUUGAUAUUUUAUUAAUGGAUCCCUGUCCAUCAAUUCGAAGUCGUACUAUUUUGGGAGUUUGUCAAAUCUUAUCUGCUUAUUGGCAAAUGAUACCAAAAGAAGUAACUAGAACUUACAUUACAACUUUAAUUGAAGACUUAGCAUGGGACAAUAGUUCUGCUGAAGUGCGUGAAUCAGUGCUAAAGGGUAUUGUUCUCCUUUUUAACUGUCAUUAUUGCCAUCUGAUUCUACAUCCCAUUCUUCCUGAGCUCCAGAAUCUUUUUCAUGACUCAUCAGAGAAAGUCCGUAUUGCUAUGGUCAAUCUACUUAUAAAAGUAAAAGGUUUACGUAAGGUUAAGUACUGGUCUAUUGUACCUGUUGAGCAUUUGCUUGCACGGUUGGCUACUGAUUCUCAACCUGUAGCUCGACGUAUUAUGAAAGUUAUAUUCAGCAAUUUCCUCCCACUUGAUAAAACAGUUGAAGUUCAAAUCAUUCGGAUUAUCUCACUGAUAGAAAGCAAUCCACAAGCUGCACGCAUAUUUUUCCAACAUGCUCCAAAGUUUAUGUCUUUAGAGCAAGUGGUUUCUUUCAUUGUGUUAUUGUGCUCAUGUAUUCUUCGCCAUGUACGUGAUAAGAAGCAUGCUAAUGAUGAUUCCAUUCUUGACAGUGAAAUGCCUAAGGACAAAUCCAGUGAUUUAGAAGAGGACUGUGGAAAUGAAGCUGUGUCUUUUGAUUUAGAGAAGAAUAUAAUUCAUGGCUUUCUGGAUUCUAUCAUUAUAUUGUGGACUGUGAUUGAACCAGAGUUUGCUAAGACUACCAACCAUGUAUUAAAAGAGAAGUUGGAUAAAAUAUUUUCUAAAGCACUUUCUAUAAUGAUGAGAGAAUUUAAGGAUUCUCAGCUGAGGUCAGCAUUAAUCAUAAUUGCAGGGAAACUGCCUCCUAAAUUAGUACCAUAUCUCAGCCACCAGUGUCUCUCUAAACUACAGAAAUUAAGUGAUACAGAUUCCGUAAAGGAAGACUUUUCAGCAUUAAUUCAGACGACUUGUUCUUGGGGACAGAUGAAAGGUUUACUUGACUUAAUUCAAGAGUGGCUGACAGAUGGCAUGAAAACAAAAUUAAAUUCCUCCUUAAAUUCUAAACAAUCUAAAAGAAGUCAACAGGUACGAUUUCGAGAAGAAGUAAUUCCAAAACCUAUGCUGGCUUUGAAAUUCUUGCUAUUUGUUAUAGAGCAGCCAAAUUGUCGUGCUCUUCUCCUCAAUAAAUACCAGUCAAAUAUCAUUGGUAUCCUGGAGCAACUCAAAUUUGUACUGAAUUUAUUAGAACAACGCCUGACUGUUGGCUUGAAAAGGUUGCAAUAUGCAGAUGAUACUUUCUUGCAAGCAGCAUAUUAUCUUUAUAUUCGAAUAAAUCUCUUGCUUUAUGUUGGGGUUCACUCUGAAAAUGAUGAAGGAAUUGUUGUCAGUUUGGAAGAAAUAAUGAAGCAGUUUUGUACAUGGGCACAAAAUAUAAUUGUACCUGUCUUCAAUAAUCAAAAUUCAAGUGAAAAAGCAAUCAGAAAAAGACAUUCCUCAGAUAGCAAAGAAAAUAGCAUUACAUUCUCUUGUAAUUUACUUGAGCACCUUUUUACUUUGACCCACACAUAUCUACUGAUGUUUAAAAUAAAUGAAACUCAGUAUUAUCUUCUUAGUGAACUGUUCCACUGCUGUUUUACUAAUGUGCAUAGUCUUAAACUGCUUCCAAUCAUUAUCAAAUGCCUGAUUCAAAUUGUAUCUGUCAACUUAUCCACAAAUCAUGAUAUUCAACAAACAAUACAUGAAUCAUUUAAGUUCUUAUUAGAAACUCUUGUAGCAUUGGCUACAAGUAAGUCUGACACACCUACACUAACGCUGAUUUUGAAUUCUUCAAGGUUACACAUGUCAAAUCUUCUAUCAACAAUCUAUGAAUUUUCUACUCACAGAGGAACAAUGUUAAGUUGCUUCUUUCAGACUAUUUUAACUGCAAUUCUUUCAGAACUUUCUUUUGCUAGUGAGCAGAAUGACAUCAAUGAAGUGCCUUCAAAUUUCCAGAAUAUAAAGCUUGUAUCACUAUGGCUACUGAAUAUUAUUUUUAAAAAACCGUUUUUAAUAAGGUAUUUUUUAAAGGAACUUCAUACAUUUACCCAAUCAAAACCAGAUACAUUUAAAAACUACCAUCAAUUUUACAGUCUUUUAUAUCUGCUUAAUACAUUAAAUUACAGUCCUAAAUGCUUCAAAUCUGAAAUGAAAGAUCUUUGGUUAUAUAUCAAGCAAUCUGACAUUUUCCCUUCUCAGACAGCUCUUGAUGCUGAGGAUGAUAUAUCAGAGGAGGAGAAAGUAGGAGUCAACCAGGACUAGCAUAAUCCAUGAUUAUGUUUUUUAUACUGAUGUUGUGGUGUCUUUAUUUUGCUAUAGUGAACAUUUACAAUGUUGCUAGAUAUCCAUUUGCUUUGAUUAUGAUUUGGUAUUAUUUGUUAUAGUUAACUGAAAGUAUCUUUUUAAAAUUCAGUAUAAUUAAUAUGAUGUACGUGCAAGUUAAAAUUUAAACCUAG
Molecule: messenger RNA, 3786 nt
Organism: Octopus sinensis (East Asian common octopus)
Lineage: Eukaryota; Metazoa; Mollusca; Cephalopoda; Octopoda; Octopodidae
Product: condensin-2 complex subunit G2
Exons: 28
Coding region: 149-3592 (1147 amino acids)
Biological process (GO): mitotic sister chromatid segregation
Cellular component (GO): nucleus; condensin complex
Source: RefSeq, a predicted model, not a curated record